AUGGCGCACGUCCGCACACGCCUCAUGGGCAAUGUUGUCUUCCACGAUCGCAAAAUCAAAUGGAACCGAAUCACCCUGCAGCUCACGGGCAAGGCUGGAUUAAAAAUCCAGGCACCGAUGUCUGCCUUACCUCGCGAUGCCAUCACUGGUCCUGCAGACAUGACAGGCACGACUAUACUGCAAACAACCGUUACGAUUUGUGAAGUCGAGAAAGAGCUGAUCUUCACAGGUGCCCCUAUCAUUGAUUUUGGUCUGCAUAUGCCCACCCAUCUGCCGCCAUCCAUCAAGGCCAACCAUGCGUUUGUCGAAUACACCCUCGUGGCGAAUUUCUCCGCCGGUUCUUUCUUUAAAAAAUACAGGAUCCAACGGACGGUCAACGUCAGGCGCCAUUACUUGCCUAAUCUGUCUGCGUUGAUACCGAGUGUCGAGUAUCAUGGGGUGCGCGAAUGGUUCGAAUGGUCAGCUGAGGUGCCCAAAGCCGCGUCGGCCGAAGUAGGCGAGUUGGUUGUAGCACUGCGAUGGAGCGUUGAAAAGGAGCGAGUGGAGGUGGACCGUGUAGAGUUGGCGUUAGAAGAGUUGGAGACAUACAGGUUCUCCAUUAAAUCUGGUGUGCACAACCUCCCACCCAAAGUCAUCCGAUUUCCAAGUACCACAUACCACCCGCCCUCGUUUUCGACAAGCUCAGAAACACAUUUUAUUCGCACCCCACUGCACUUAACGCAACACCAACAGUUGUCGACUUGCAAAAGCACACAGCCUGUUCGCAUGCACACAUUCAACCCAUUCUUGGAAAUCUCUCACAAAUGUCGACUCACAAUUCAUUUCACUCCUGGUAGCAAUGCCAAACCGUUUUCCUUGGAGUUUCCUGUCAUUAUCACUGAUUGUCCGCCCACAGGAACCAAUGUGUCACAAGAAGAAGAAGAAGAAGAACAACAACAGCAACACCAGCCGAGAGCUAGGCCCGGAAUCGGAGGUGAUGAUGCUGUCACUGUGGAUUUAGAUUUGCCCGAGUAUACGCCGCGCUAUGAGCAACAAUUAUCCGUGGAGUAG
Messenger RNA from Zychaea mexicana, 1050 nucleotides. RefSeq lists its product as uncharacterized. The transcript is spliced from 2 exons. Lineage: Eukaryota; Fungi; Mucoromycota; Mucoromycetes; Mucorales; Lichtheimiaceae. Bases 1 to 1050 code for a protein of 349 amino acids. The record is from RefSeq and is a predicted model, not a curated record.